AUGACUACACUGGAACUCAAUUCCGCCCAAGAGCUCAUUUUUGGCGGUAUUCCUGAGUCUACUAAUACCCCUAACGAGUUCUUCUUGGCCCAGCAGCAGAAGCUGGACCAUCUUGAUGCCCUUUCCCCUCUUCCGUAUGAAUUACUGGACAAAAUAAUUGGAUAUGUUUAUUAUAACGACACCGACAAAAUUUACUCUUUGAACGCUAAUACCAAGGAUCUUUGUCGGUCCGUCAGCCUGGUGAACAGCGCAUUCUAUCUGCUCAGUCUCAAGUAUGUGUUCAGAUACGCUAAUUUUACCAGAUCCACUUUUUUUGACCGAUUCCUCAAGAAUUUGCAAAAGAACAAUCUUCUCGGCAGCUAUGUAAAAUUCCUGGAUUUCUCGGAGUUCACGUCAGUCGGCCUGGGAAGAACAGGCCAGAUGAUGCAAGAGAUCCAGAUGGUGACACACAAAACCAUUCUCCAGUGUCUGGAGCUGACCCCAAACCUGACCGAGUUUCUUGCCAGUGAGAGCAUCGAGGGCGACAUCGACAGCGUGGUAGUUGACCACCUUUUCAACAAAUUGCCUAAACUGGAAGCCAUUGAUUUUUGCGGCUCCAGCGGUAUCGGCUUCUCCCGAAGCUUUGAGAACCUGCACAUAUUCCCCAACUCUAACGUCAAAAACCUCUCUUUCCACGAAUGCACAGACCUCACGAACGAAGCAUUUACCAGCAUUUUGCGCAACCUCACUGCAUUGGAGCGGCUCGAUCUCAGCCACACGCAAAUCACCAUCCAGACCCUUAACGACAGUCUCCAGGAGUCCGCACGGCUCACCCAUCUAUCGAUUGCACGUUGCUCCCGUCUUGGGGCCGCUCGACACCUGAUCGAGUUUCUCACCAAACACCCAGCAGUCAGCAACGAUUCUUUGCUCUGGCUCAAUUUGCAGGUCGACACAAACAUUGCAUCUCCAUUCAACACAAACACACUAACGUUUUUGCUUGGAAACAUGAACGCUUCAAAUCUCCGUUACCUUAAUCUGGCCGGCGUCGACGUCGAGCCCAAACAUUUGAUGCUUAUUGCCGAGAGAUUCCCAUCGCUCGAAAGUCUCGUGAUCGCUCAUUCGCAACUUUCCAUUGAUGAUUUGCUACUAGUCUUGUCAAGCUUGCACAACCUCAAAUUUAUCGAUCUCACAGGAAACAAAAAUAUCACCAGAUGGACUUUGGACAACAACCAGCUGCUCACAUGCUGUCCAACAUUACAAGCCAUCGAGGUGGACUACAAAGUGGUUGACCUACUUGAUGAUACCACCGGUAAGCUCAGGGUUUACAACAACGGUGCUCUCGAAAUCUGGAAAACCUACAACGACAACGGAAAGGGCAGACGAGCUUGGGUAUUCCGGCUGAACGAGGAGCAGCUGAAGAAAGAGUUGAAUGGUCAAUCUUUGAACUUUAAUAAUAAUCUGGUGUAUUUUGACAUCAACACGGGUAGAAAGAUUAUGCAGAAGAUUGAGCGUCCGGCCUUUUUGAAAUACGCCUCACGGAAAAUCAACUGCUCCAAGGGUCUCUUCCAGAACGAUGAGUUGGCAUUUCCCGGCGAGUUUACUGAACGGGGCAUUUAUAAGUACUAUUCUUUGAAUAAAUAA
Ogataea angusta is the source of this 1620-nucleotide messenger RNA. RefSeq lists its product as uncharacterized. Bases 1 to 1620 code for a protein of 539 amino acids. The record is from RefSeq and is a predicted model, not a curated record. The transcript has a single exon. Lineage: Eukaryota; Fungi; Ascomycota; Pichiomycetes; Pichiales; Pichiaceae.